Molecule: messenger RNA, 1107 nt
Organism: Brenthis ino (lesser marbled fritillary)
Lineage: Eukaryota; Metazoa; Arthropoda; Insecta; Lepidoptera; Nymphalidae
Source: the annotation of a GenBank genome assembly
AUGGCUCGGUUAACGGAGGAGAUGGUGAUCGCUAGAUCAAAGCAAUCCGACCUUUCCGCAAUAAAGAAGCUGAACUGUUGGGGCGCCGAGCUAGGCGACGUCAGUCUGCUGCGUCGGAUGCCGAAUGUCGAGGUAUUAGCUCUCAGCAUCAACAAAAUCCGCACGCUAGUAGACUUUGCGGGCUGCCGGCGUCUCCGCGAGCUGUACGUUCGCAAGAACGAGAUCCGCGACCUGUCGGAGAUCCGCCACCUGCGACACCUGCCCGACCUGACCAGCCUCUGGCUCGAUGAGAAUCCCUGCACUUUACACCCUGAGUACCGGAUGACCGUGUUGAGGAACCUGCCAAAUCUAGAGAAAUUGGACAAUGUCGUCGUGCAUCCUGAAGAAGUACAAGAGGCGAUGCGGAAAGGCGUGCACAUACCGGAUUCCGACGACGAGGGAUACCCCCAGCAGCAGGAGUCAUAUGGACAGUAUCGCAGACAGCGGUCCUGCGAGUCCAGCCCCGAGCGUGAGCCCGAGCCGUACUACGCGCGGCCCGCCCCCGCCCCCGCACCCGCGCCCGCCCCCGUCCACCGACACGACCAGUGCCCGGCGUCGCCUGCGCGCCGCGUGUCGCCCGAGCCCGACGAGCGGUACGACCACCCCGCCAUGACGUCCUCGCAGUACGACCCCCGAGGCGGCCCGCGGUCGCCGGACGCCGCCUCCUUGAGGCACUCCGUGUCUGCUCAGAGCGUGAAGGAGUACGCGUAUGCCAGCAACGGUGAGUGGCGUCACAGCGGACACGCCGCGCUCACCUCGCCGCAUGCCGACCACUAUAGUGACCGGGGCGACAGGAGUGAGACGUACUCGGUACGCGGCGAGUGGGAGCGGGACAGGGAGGGCGCGCGCGAGCGGGACAGGGAGAGCGCGCGCGAACGGGACGGCGGCGGCAGAGAAUACGCGUCCGCUGUCAUGGCGGAGCACCGUGGCUUCACACGCCGCCCCGUCGCCAGGAACUCCAACCUACUAUCAGCCGUGCUUUGCCUAGUGAAGGAGCUGGACUACCCGAGCCUCGAAGUCGCGGAGAUGGCCGUGAGGUGUCGCAUGGACGAGCUCGCGAACAGCCAG